This is a messenger RNA of Phyllotreta striolata, 768 nucleotides long. The record is from the annotation of a GenBank genome assembly. NCBI's taxonomy places the organism in Eukaryota, Metazoa, Arthropoda, Insecta, Coleoptera, Chrysomelidae.
AUGUUGGAUAAUAUAAAGCACAUAAUACUCGUUUUAUCGGGAAAAGGCGGCGUUGGAAAAUCCACUGUCAGUACUCAAUUGAGCCUAGCAUUACGAGAAGGGGGUUACAAGGUGGGUUUAUUAGAUAUCGAUCUAUGCGGUCCAAGCGUGCCCUAUCUUUUACAACUCGAGGGUAAAGAUGUACAUCAAUCGGAAGCUGGAUGGAUACCAAUUUACCUCGAUAAGGAACAACAGUUAGCAGUAAUGUCCAUCGGAUUUCUCCUAAAUAACAGAAACAGUUCGGUGGUGUGGAGAGGACCGAAGAAGACUUCGAUGGUAAAGCAGUUUCUAACAGACGUUUGUUGGGGUGAUUUGGAUUAUCUGAUAAUAGAUACUCCGCCUGGUACAUCCGAUGAGCACAUAACAGUGAUGGAGAACUUGAAGGAGAUAAAAUGCGAUGGGGCCGUUAUCGUGACGACCCCACAGCAGGUUUCUAUAGAAGAUGUUAGGAAAGAAAUAACGUUUUGUAAGAAAACCGGCAUUGCAAUAAUAGGACUCGUAGAGAAUAUGAGUGGCUUCGUCUGUCCGCAUUGCUCGGAUUGCACGAAUAUUUUCAGCAAAGGUGGAGGAGAAUCCCUAGCGGAAAUUUUGAAAAUCCCAUUAUUGGGGACUUUACCAAUCGAUCCCAAAGUCGGACAAUUGCUAGGAAAGUGCUGCACUAAAGAAUACCCGGAUUCUCCAUUAUCGAAAGAAUUUCAAAGUAUUGUUAACAAAAUUGUUGAAAUAUAA